AUGGCUCCGACCGGCCCUGGUUACACACGCGUUGAGGAGAACCUGGCCAAACAUGGCACCGGAUCAAAGUCAGAAGAGUUCGAUGAUGUUGGCUACUCAUAUCGAAGGCCUGACCCUGCUUGGACCAAAGUGGUCACGGGCAAUGCACUGGCCAUUUUACUUUCGCUGUGUGCUCUGAUCUUAGCACUGGUCGCGUCCUUUGGCAUCUAUGAACGCCACGCAAAGUUCGAGGUUCCAAGUGAGCGUAUCAAUCUCGGGACGUGCGGCCGGAAUUGGCAGGAAGCAGAAGCGAACGGGUGUGUGUACGAUGUCAUGAUGACAGCCUGGUUGAAGCCGCAAUGCUACGACAAAGAGCUUUCCGAUUCGUUCUUCUACCGCGACUCCGCCAACUGGACGUUCUACCGCGAUCCUGAGGGAAAAGAUGUCAUGCCGCAUGAAGAACUCUUCCAAGGUCGCUAUGAAGAGUAUUGGGUUCAAGGGACGUAUCAUUUCAGCCAUUGCUCCUACAUUUGGGCAAAGCAGCUUCGACAGAUGGGUAAAAAGCCGAUGACACUAGACUCGAAGUUUCGGAACUGGUACCAUACCCUCCACUGCGCCAAUAUGCUGGCGGAGGCAAACGUCACGUACAUAGGUGGCCGGGCUUCUUCCCAUGCAAAACUUGGCACGAAUUCAAUUGACUGCAUUGUCGGAGACUGGAUGACGUUCGAGUCGAUACCAGCUGAGCUACAAAGGGGAGCCGGCCCAUCCAAGGAGGAAUAG
This is a messenger RNA of Cercospora beticola, 759 nucleotides long. RefSeq lists its product as uncharacterized. The record is from RefSeq and is a predicted model, not a curated record. NCBI's taxonomy places the organism in Eukaryota, Fungi, Ascomycota, Dothideomycetes, Mycosphaerellales, Mycosphaerellaceae.